This is a messenger RNA of Chara braunii, 3409 nucleotides long. NCBI's taxonomy places the organism in Eukaryota, Viridiplantae, Streptophyta, Charophyceae, Charales, Characeae. The record is from the annotation of a GenBank genome assembly.
GCGACGUGAGUUGGGCGUGCGAGGAGGGAGAAGAGGGCAGUUGGGGAGGCUGGCGUCGAGGUGCGAGACACGUGAAGGGAGAAGAGGUCUUGACAGACCACGAUUGACGAGAUGUACGCCAAGGAGAACUUGGCGGAGUUCACAGACGCGUGGCUGCAGUGGAUCUACGUGAAGGGGUUGCCAUUCAACGCCUCCUAUGGUCUGGAGUUCCAGAAGGUGCAGCAGGUGGCGGAGAGAGUGCCUCGCAGUAUCGAGUUCCGGUCUCCCUCCUCCAGGGUCACAGCGGGCGCCGGUAUCCCUUCGCAGAGGGCGAAGGUGGCGACGAUGGUGAGCGAGGUGCGCGCCGCUUUCCGGCAUAGCGGUGCCUCCAUCCUCUCCGACAGGAGGAAGUCGCGCAGCGGCAAGCCGCUCGUGAACUUCCUCGCCGAGGGCGCCAAUGGCGCCCUGCUAUACGCCACCGUCGCACGCGACGGGUCGGUCCGAGACACUGUGGACAUCGUGUACAGUAGGUGGCGGGCCAUCAUCUUGUCCUUUCCUGCAAAGGACGUGAUCGGCUUCUGCUAUGACUCCGCCAGUAACUAUACGGAGGCAGCGCGCAGAUUCGCCACUGACCCCGAACCCGAUAUUAGGAGGAUCACUUGGCUCCCCUUCUCCACCCAUGUCUGCAACUUGAUGUUGUCAGAUAUCGAGACGCGAGUGGGGUGGGUAAAGGACACCAUCAUCUUCGCUCGAGCGCUUGUGCGAUUUAUUAAAUCGCACGGCGCUGCUCACACCCUGUUUAGGAAGGUGAGCCCUCGCGUUCAGCUCGUCGAGCCCGUUGAGACACGGUUCACAUCGGUUUUCCUGAUGCUGACGUGUCUCAAAGGCCGACGAGACGUGUUGGAUAGCAUGUUGCAUGGGGAUGCUUGGGCACGCAUCCCGUGGAAGCGCAAACAUGUAUCUCAGGCGCAGUGGGUGCAACAGCAGAUCCGGGACGAGGAGUUUUGGCGGUGGUGGUGGCUACAUGUUGCCAUGGGUUAUGGGGACCGGUCGGGGGGGACGACGACAGAGGACGAGGAUGAGGACGGAGAUGUGGAGCCCGAGGUGUGGGGAGCGCGACCUGCUGGCAGUGUUCCUGAGCAGGAGAUCCAGCGGCAGAUUGUCGCUUUCGGUGACAGCCGACCGUCCAGAGCCCAUUCGGUUCGGGACGUGUUCGGUAUCAGGGCGACGGAGCUGCGACCGUGGCCAGAGGGUGGGGAUGAUGUGGACGCUGCUGCGGCGGAUGACGACAUCGACGACGAGUUGACAGACGACGAUGACACGCCUCUGAGUAGCGACCCGACGACUGAGCGGGUGUGCUUCACUUACGGUGGGGGUCGUGACGACAUGGAUUCAUUCACAUCAGUUAUCACUGGUGGUGCGCCAUGGACCGCACAGGCGAGUGGCAGCAGCAGAGCCGGUGGUGGUUGUGGAGGCCGUUCGCAUGCGGAGGUUGGCGUGGACAAUUGGGGGGAGGAGCAGCCACGGGGAGGUCUUCGGCAGACAGGCAGGCGUUGGGAGUUUAGGAGCAACAGCGAGGCCGAGGAGGAGGCUGAGGAUGAGCGGGUGCCCCUUCAUGAUCGUUGCUUCUCUCCCUCCCAUCAUCGGAGCGCUGUACAGCCCGAGGCACUUAGGCGUUCGGAGAGGUUGGCGUCGGCAGCAGGCAGAAACCGGGCACAUGACGGCGAGGAUCGUGGGGGGGAGAGGAUUCCUUCCGACGCUGGUAUCCGCCCCUGCUCGCCGUCGGUGCUCCGCACACACGACUUUGACACCGUAGGGCUUGGUGGGAGCUUGGGAGAUUUCAGUGUCGAGGGACGUCAACGUGCCUCACCGUCGGAGGUGCGCACCGACGCGGACGUUGUGCGGGGCCCUGUUGAGACCGAGGAGGAGAGGGAUGCCCGUUUAGACCGAGAGGAGGAGGAGCGGCUGGGGAGUUUGCCACGAUCGGAGGGUCGGUUCGCGUAUCUUGACAAAAAGCGGCGGCAGAGGGAGUUGGAGACAGGAGCGGGGGGCGGCCGUGAUGUCGAUGACUCGGGUGUCCCUGAGGAGGCAGUUCAGGGGGAGUUCGAUGAUGAGGGACAGUAUGCAAGCGCAGGUGGUGGGUCAGGUGGUGGACGACACGGCGACGGGGAGACCGCGGGUGAUGAUGGGCAGGAUGUUGUCGUGGGCGGUGGGUCCCCUAGUGGGGGGCGUGGCGACAGCGAGACCGCGGGUGAUGAGGGACAAGGUGCCGCCGUGUAUGGGAGAGGAGAGGGUGGACCCGGUGGAGAUGGGGAUACUGCGGGUGUCGGGGGAGACGGUGGACCGGACGUAGAUGAUGACGACGACCACGGUCCCGAGGACGAUGCGUACAGGCUCGCCUUGGUGUUGAGGGACCCCGCAGUACCUCCCUUGCGCCCUGACGACUUAGCGCACAUUUUCUUCGACGUCGAUGCUUUGGCGCAAGCCGGCGUGAGAGGGAGGGAAUCCGGAGCGAGUGACGUGGGCUCCGGCAGACGCAGCGACGGCGGCAGAGACAUUGCAGGAUCGAUGCCUCCAGCACCCGCAUGCCCUCCGGAGGCCAGGGUCGACGUCAGGGGCCAGACAGCGACACCCGAAGUUGCGCACAGUGGCGGUUCCCCGCCGACAGUCCGAGCUGGUGUGGGUGGCGGAUGGUCAUCUGUUCGUCGGGUCGGAGACCAGUUGUGGGCGGAUUACGACGUCGGGAGGGGCGUCUUCAGCGGACGUACGCCAGUUGAGACGCAGGGCGUAUGCAGGCCGUGGAGGGUGGGUCCGGACGUUCGAGCCUGCAUAUGGCAGGCCGCAUGCAUGGACAUGAUGCGGGGAGAGCAGUUCACAUCGGGCGAGCAGGGGUUGUUGAUGCGUCCCGGGACGAGACGACAGCAUGGCCUCUCGGAGGUUGAGGCUCGACUCGCGUCAGGGGUCGCCGCUGGACAGGCAGCAUUGGACGCGAUUCAGAGGGAGAGAGAGAUGGGGAUCGCUGCACGGGCGGCGGAGGACGAGGAUGCAGACACAGAGUUCGAGCCGAUGGAGACUGUGGCCCGCAGACACAGGGCACAGGUGGCCGCAGCAGCCGCAGCAGCACAGGCGGCAUACCUCAGCGGGGCACGGGGCACAGGUGCGGGAGGGAGAGGAAGGCGCCGGGGAGAACCGCAUGAGAACCCCAUAGCCACCGCCAGCAAUGUUCAAGAUGGAACACCACGAGAUUGCAAUAAUUUCUUUCCACUGUUUCGUGACCACGUCUGGAACACCGCGAGAUUGCAGUACUUUCUUUCUGCUGUUUCGUGACGACUUCAGUCCUGUCACCUGCUUUUGUGCAUAUCUUACGCGGCAAUGAAUAGAUAGAUGCUGGCUCUCCGAAGUAGUAGGAGAAUCAAUUGCACGCCGAUGC